Gigantopelta aegis is the source of this 2041-nucleotide messenger RNA. RefSeq lists its product as uncharacterized. Bases 579 to 1937 code for a protein of 452 amino acids. The transcript has 2 exons. The record is from RefSeq and is a predicted model, not a curated record. NCBI's taxonomy places the organism in Eukaryota, Metazoa, Mollusca, Gastropoda, Neomphalida, Peltospiridae.
ACUUUUUUUUGUUUAGAUCAAUAUUUCUUUUUUUUUUUUCUUUUUUUUUUUUUUUUUCAAAACAUUCUUUGGUUUUAUUAUUCAAUUCCAAAUCAUCAGUUACAAGUCAUACAUGCCUGCACAUUGCAAGAUGUAAGAGAUACCACCAUUGAUCAAUUACUGUUAAGCAAACAAAAGAAAAUGUACCUACUUAGCACCCAAGGAGUGAACUCACCCAUUGUCACCAUUGGUGUAAUAAGCCUCUAGGAAGGUGACGUUAAUUGCUAACAACAAUCAGUUCAGUCAACUUACAUGGCCUCUUAAUUAAUUACAAACAUCACAGUGAACAGACCACUCACCAAUUUGACAUGUUUGACUCAAUAUUUGCUUAAAAGGCCUUCAGCCCAGUUCUACUUCGGAUUCGUUAUUUUGGCUCUGAUGAAGCGCAAAUUAGCGAAACUAGUUAGCCAGCCAGACAGUGAUUCUUUUUUUGUGAGGAUAUUUUUUGUGAGGAUAAUUCAUUUUUGGGUGAGAUCGUUUUCAUUUCUUUUUUGUUGAUACCUUUCUGUAAAUCUUUUUGUGUGUUCUUAAAACCAAAAAUGGCCAGAAAAAAUGCCACAAAUACGGGUAGUAGAGGACGGGAUUUUGGUAACCCGCCGUCCAACAAUUCGAAAACAAAAAGCAGGGUUUAUCAGUCCGAUUCGGCCUUUGCUGGACUUGUUAAACUGCUGUACGGUGUGUUGCAGUGCAUCCACCACAUUGGGUUACUGGAGGAGAAUCUAGUCAAUUCGACCCUCCCAAAAUCACUAGCAAGGAAGGUGGAGGAGCUUAACUCCUUCAUCAAACCGGCACGUCCAAAUUUAGACAUUACUUUCGACUUGAACUUGACAAAUCAAAAUUGGGCCAAUCAAACCAUGAACGUGUUGAUUAAGCAUUAUGCUAAUUCUCUAAAACUACUGAAGUCUAAGAUUAUUUCGGCCAUGUCAUCAAAAAACUUAGACUUCGAUCGUGCUCAAUUUACUGCUAUCAAGUGGGGAAGAAAAAACUACAAAACAAAAUUAACCGAUUCUAGUCUGUCGGAAUUUUCCCGUUAUCUUUCGGACCUUCUCCCCAACACAGAGAAUAGUGUGGGUAGUUCUUGUCAAACUACUACUCCUCUGCCACAAAGACAAAAACGAGCACGAUCCCCACGUGUUAACACCCCUUCCAACGGUCCUGACCUUAAGGCAACACCGCCCAUUGCCAAAAGGUCCACUGCACCUCACCUAACACCACUGCCUAACUCACCACCCACCCCACCUAUCCCAUCUAACUCAUGUAGUUCAGUACCUCGUCUGGGAACUUCUUUUGCUGACGCAUUAAAGUCUCCCACCGCCCCGAAUCGCAACUCUGGGCGGGAUACAAAUUUUCGACAAACAAAAUUCUAUCAAUUUCGGCACAACGUUUCGGACAAAUCUCAAUGGCGCCUUCCAGAAAUUAAGAAAAAAACUCUUCUUUUUGGCUCAUCAAAUCUCUCCAGAAUUAAUUUGGACACGCAUCCUGAGGUGCAAGUAGAAUGUUACCCAGGCGCCAAUUUUAAUCAUUUUCGGACCAUGGCCUCAAAUUAUAAGGGCAAGUCUCAACCCGAAACCAUUGUUCUUAACAUUGGUAUAAACUCAAAAGAUCAAAAUCCAACCAGUGCAAUAAAUCAGUUGCGAAACAUGAUAAGCUCGAUUCGGAAAUGUUUCCCUAGGUCAAAAAUACUUUUUAUCGAGCUUAACUUUUCGGACAGACUUUUGGCUAGUCAAAAAACCUGCCUCAACCAAAUAAAUUUGGCUGCAAAAACAAUGAGGAACAUACAAAUUAUACCUGCGCUUCACGCGUGUGAUUUUGAGGUUGGGCAGGACAACAUUCACUGGACAGAAACAACUGCCAAUAAACUUUAUCGCAGUUGGAUGAGGUACUUAAAUUUAAACUAAGGCCGGGAAAGGGUAAUGUCCACCCUGAUUUAGGACUAGGAACUAACAUUGUUAACCUAACUGGUGACACUAACCUUCUAACAUCCGCUGAAAAAUCAUUACUG